CAGGGUCGUAGGGGAGAGUCUAUAGAGCCUUUCCCCGCCAGCGCUCUCGCUGUUUGGUUCCUAGAGUUGACCUGGUCAUUUACCGUGGCUGAGGCCCGGCUGCGAACCGGGGCGUCGGCUCGGCACCUCCUGGUUCUCUCUGCCUCCUCGGUUGGUGUGGCCUGAUGGUGCGGCAGGCUCUGGACUCCUAAAGCUCUGGAGCGAAUUUAAGAAGAUUUUGUUCAUGUGUAUGGCAUAGAAGAUGAAUUCUUCCUCCUCUACCAUGAAUGAAGAACCUGAUGCUCUCUCAGUAGUUAACCAACUACGGGAUCUGGCAGCAGAUCCAUUAAACAGAAGAGCCAUUGUCCAGGAUCAAGGAUGUCUGCCUGGCCUUAUUUUAUUUAUGGACCAUCCCAACCCCUCUGUUGUCCACUCGGCUUUGCUUGCUCUUCGGUACUUGGCAGAAUGUCGUGCUAACAGAGAAAAGAUGAAAGGGGAGCUGGGGAUGAUGUUAAGCUUGCAAAAUAUCAUACAGAAGACUACAACUCCAGGAGAAACGAAACUUCUAGCUUCUGAAAUCUAUGACAUUCUUCAGUCUUCCAGUAUGGCAGAUGGCGAUAGUUUCAAUGAAAUGAAUUCACGUAGAAGGAAAGCUCAGUUUUUUCUGGGAACUACAAACAAACGUGCCAAAACAGUGGUUUUACAUAUAGAUGGUCUUGAUGAUACGUCUCGGAGAAAUCUCUGUGAAGAGGCUCUGUUAAAAAUUAAAGGUGUAAUUAGCUUUACAUUUCAAAUGGCUGUUCAAAGAUGUGUGGUGCGGAUUCGUUCCGAUUUGAAAGCAGAGGCUUUGGCAUCAGCAAUAGCAUCGACCAAGGUCAUGAAAGCUCAGCAAGUUGUGAAAAGCGAAAGUGGAGAAGAGAUGCUGGUCCCAUUCCAGGACACACCUGUGGAAGUUGAACAGAACACAGAACUACCUGAUUACCUGCCUGAGGAUGAGAGUCCCACAAAGGAGCAGGACAAAGCAGUGUCCCGUGUUGGCUCACACCCAGAGGGUGGAGCUAGCUGGCUAAGCACAGCUGCAAACUUUUUAUCCAGAUCGUUUUACUGGUGACUUCAGUUUGGGUCCAAGGACUGUGUGCACCAGCAAGGGGCCAGUUUUCCAUUGUGGUGUGAACUGUUGAGUGCAAUUUGCAAUAAGUUAUCAAAAGGUUUAAGAUUACAUGAUUGUGUAUGCUGCAUUUUACAUUUUAUUGGACAUUUUACCCCGUGACAGAGGCUACAAGUGGAGUUGCUUUGUUUUGGUUUUGUUUUCUUUUGUUUAAUUGCCUCACUUUGUAAAAAAUGUGGGUCCGUUGUUAAACCAAAUAUAUAUAUGUGCAGCUUUACAUUUUAUUUUACACAAAGCACAUGAUUAGGAAAACUUGUUUUCUCCUCAAGCCUCAGGACCUAUCUGAAGAGAAGUUGUUUUUUUUUUAGUGCAAGUUGUGCAUGAAUUACUGAAUAUUUUCCUCUGCUUCUCUUCAUGAAAGGUAUUUGACUUUGGUACUCUUCAGUGAAAGUUGAAAACAUUUCUCAUCAUCCCCCUUUUGUGCCUUUUUUUUUGCCAACCAUGUUUAUAGAAAGGACAUUACUAAUGACACUUUGUGAACUAAAAUAUAUUCAUUUGAAUGUAGCAGUCCCCUAAAAAUACAACUCUACAAAAACUUUUCAAUCUUGUUUGUUAUAAUUUUAAUAAGAUGCACGCAAAGCCAGUCAAGAAGAUGGAAGCAUAUAUAUCAGCUAAGUGCUAUUGGAGACUAUUUGAAUGUGACCAGGUGUUUCCAAUUGACUGCUGUUCAGUUUGGUUUGUAUUAGCUCUUGAGAGUUACAUCUACCAUAAUACUGGGAGCAACUGAAAAUGGUCUGUAGGGCUUACUUUGUGAUUAUACACCAUCCUCUGCUAGGAAAAUAAUAGAAGUGAAGAACUGACAACCUUGAAAAAAGAAAACAAAAAUCGAAUGCCUAUAAUGCCGUAGUGCCAUUUGGUAGAGUCUAAAAUUAAAACAUGAAAUGCUUGGCAGAUGCCUUUUCGAUAGGUGUUUCUUUGUAUUGCCUUUUGUGAAUUUAUUAUGAACAUGUAGUUGUAUUGAAUGAAAAAAGACUCAAACUGUAGCUUAUAAAAAAAUAAAGCCAGCAGUGGUCUACUUAGUUUUGCUUCUCAUGUCCAGCCAGAAAAAAAGAACUUCAGUGAAGGUAAGAUAAAUAAAUGUAAAUAUAUAUACAUAUAUAUAUUUUUUGGUAGAUAAGAGCUAAUUACAUAUAUGUAAUGCUUUAUUAAAUUUCUGAAAUAUUUGACAACUAAUCAUUUUGGAAAUCCAACUAAAUCCAGUUAAAUUUUAAUGCUAAUAUGACUAAAAAUAAUAGGAAGAAAUUGAAAUUCUUUUUCAUCAGCAUGUAGAGCUGCUAUUUUACUACUUGGAGAAUGUGAAGUGAAAAUUGGACCUUGGAGGGUUUUCUUGCAUUUUCAUUGUUUCUCUUUUAGAGAAAAUUAAAAGCAUCCAGUGUCACUGGAGAAAAAUUAUUGUAAAAUAAUUCACCAGUGAGAAUCUUGAGUUCACGAACAUUGUGACUUUCUGGAGGGAGGAGUAUUGAGGGUAUGGAGAAUGAUAUUUUACACGUGUCUGGGCUCAGAUUUGUGACACGCACAAUUGAAAAAACUAGCUUUCAGGCAUGUAUUGCUUUGAAUGCAUACUACCACUUGCUGCCAGAACCAGAUGUGUUGGAAAAAGAAAGCAAAAGCACCUUUUUAUAGCCAUUAAAACAAAGUUUACUGUUCUGUUUUAACAAGUUUGUUUUUUUAUUGUGCAUUGCCGCACAUCUGCUUAUUUAGAAAACUAUAUCCCUUUGGUGGUAAUGGAUCAGUACAAGUAGGUAUUACAGCUUGUCAUUGUGUGUUCUAAUGCUAAGUGUUCUUUUAUUCCAGGUCUUAUAGAUCAUUUAAGGCAACUGUAACAAUAUUUUUUGAAAUAUACUGUAAAAUAAUAAAAGGUAACAUAAUUUAAAUUGAA
Messenger RNA from Manis javanica (Malayan pangolin), 3026 nucleotides. It is a transcript of the gene ARMC1, whose product is annotated as armadillo repeat containing 1. Gene Ontology annotation, molecular function: metal ion binding; protein binding. NCBI's taxonomy places the organism in Eukaryota, Metazoa, Chordata, Mammalia, Pholidota, Manidae. The record is from RefSeq and is a predicted model, not a curated record.